This is a messenger RNA of Microtus ochrogaster (prairie vole), 528 nucleotides long. It is a transcript of the gene Guca2a, whose product is annotated as guanylate cyclase activator 2A. Gene Ontology annotation, molecular function: guanylate cyclase activator activity. The record is from RefSeq and is a predicted model, not a curated record. Gene Ontology annotation, cellular component: extracellular region. Lineage: Eukaryota; Metazoa; Chordata; Mammalia; Rodentia; Cricetidae.
AUGAACGCCUGUUUGCUCUCUCUGCUGUGCCUCCUGGGUGCCUUGGCUGUCCUGGCAGAGGGGGUCACUGUGCAGGAUGGGGACCUCUCCUUUCCUCUGGAGUCAGUCAAACAGCUUAAGGACCUCCAAGAGGAACUAAAGCCCCCGCUGGUGAGUCACAGGAGGGUUGCCGCCAGGCUUGCUCAGCCUGUGAUACCAUCGCUGUGCAGCCACUCUGCCUUUCCAGAAGCUCUGAAGCCCCUCUGCCAGAAACCCAACGCGGAGGAGAUCCUGCGGAGGCUGAAGGCCAUUGCUCAGGACCCAAACACAUGUGAGAUCUGUGCCUACGCUGCCUGCACCGGAUGCUAGGAUGACUUGUCUGCUCGGCCAGCGAGGAAGCCCCUGCUACCUUCUAGAAGCAAGGGCCUGACAAACUCCCAGCCCCAGCAUCUCAACCUACCCUGCCCACGCAGGGAGGAGGCUGAGGAGACAAUUACCUGGGGAGUCCUACCUGGGGGCUGUGCUAACCCUAGCCCAAUAAACCAGACU